Molecule: messenger RNA, 5255 nt
Organism: Notolabrus celidotus (New Zealand spotty)
Lineage: Eukaryota; Metazoa; Chordata; Actinopteri; Labriformes; Labridae
Gene: vezt
Product: vezatin, adherens junctions transmembrane protein
Exons: 12
Coding region: 170-2662 (830 amino acids)
Biological process (GO): cell-cell adhesion
Cellular component (GO): plasma membrane
Molecular function (GO): myosin binding
Source: RefSeq, a predicted model, not a curated record
ACCGUUACUCGCGAGAGAGAGCUGCGGCUGCGCUGUUGCACUCUGGGAAGUGUAGUUUGUAAGGAAGUUUAGCUACCGGCUAACUACUAACUUCUCAACGGCUGUUCUCGACUGCUGCCGCCUACAAGUUCAGAAUGCAGAGCGGGCUGUGUGUGGAUGGAGGAGAGCAAUGACUGAGGAGUUCGAUGAAGAUGUGGUAUUUGAGAACUCUCCUCUUUUCCAGUACCUGCACGAUUUAGGACACACAGACUUCGAGGCAUGUCCGACGGCAACACCGGACGAGGACUACGAUGGACAAGAGGGAGACGCCACCUCUCCUGAUGGAGCUUCUCAUAAAACCAAAGGAGGACGCUUGUGGAGGCUGGCUGAAGCCCUGUGGAGAUGGAGUCCUCUUCACCAGGCGGCUGCUUCUCAUAAGCUGGGGCAGCAGCUGGACGGCGUGUUCGGCCAGUACUCGGUGAGGUGCAUUCUGGACCAGGACGUGUUGCUGCAGGAGGACGUGGAGCUGAUCGAGCUGCUAGACCCGAGCCUGCUCACCCUCGGCUCGUCCCCCUCGGCCUCGUCCAGCCGAGCGAACACCCUGCCCAGACCGAGCCUCAUUGCCAAGCCUUCAGUGUGGGACGUCGCAGGGCUGGUCGGCCUGGCUGCGGUCCUGCUCGGCCUCUGCUCCGUCUCGGAGGGCCUGUGGUCGCUGGCAGCAGCUCCGUGGGGCCUGGCGUUGCUGGGCUGGGUGGGGCUGCGGGGGUUCACGCUGUGGAGGCUGGGCCGCAUGCAGAGAGCCGUCCACGCGCGGGCCACGCAGCUCCAGUCUCUGGUCCACAACAGCAAGACUCUGACGGGGCUGUCGCGCAAAGCCCUGCGCCUGGUGCAGGAGACGGAGGUCAUCUCCAGAGGGUUCACCCUUUUGCUCGACAGGGUGAGUGCGGCCGGCUCCUUUAGCAGGGCGGGGCCGGGGGCGAUGCCACGGGGCCAGCAGCUCAUCGGACUGAGGAAAGCACUUUACCGGGCGCUCCGCUCGGCCUUCAGAGCCUCGCGCAGAGCUACCUGUCACAUGCUCAAGGCGUUCCCUCUGAACUCUGAGAUCGAUAAUGUGACCAACUACGUGUCCGCGGUGCCUCUGAAGGAGCUCGGACUCGGCUUAGGUAUCGAGCACCUGGGGGACGAGCAGGCUCAGGAGCUGACGGACGACUACAGUCUGCCCGCCCUGAAGAUGCUGUUUCAGCUCUGGGUGGGACAGAGCUCUGAAUGUUUCCGUCGCCUGGCUCUCCUCCUCUCCCCCCAAAGAAUAGAGGAGUUAGAAGAAGCCAGCAUCGAAGGAGACGCCUCCCUCCCUCCCUCCACUCCCCCUCCUCCUCCUCCUCCUCCUCCCCCUCUGCACCGGUCCAUCUCUGCAGUGACCGAGCCCCUCCAUCACGCCCUGGCCAGCUGCCUCUGUGAGGUGCAGCGCAGCUACGACUUCCACCGACACUUCGAGACGCAGCUGAGGGUGACGGGCUCCGACAGGACGUGCAGAGCGCGGGAGAAAUGCAGAGAGCUCAACACGCUGCACACCUCCAUCAGGAGCCUGCAGCUGCACCUCAAGGCCCUGCUCAGCGAGAUGAUCAUCCUGGAGGACGACCUGGAGAAACUGAUGGUGACCAAGGAGCCGACGGAGCUGACGUUCGAGGGCUACCAGGAGCUGAGCGACCGGCUGCACCAGCUGCAGCCUCACAUGCAGGCCAGCUCCGGCUGCUGGGAGGACACCAUCUGCCAGGUGGAGCGCAUGCUGAGAAGAGCCAACGCCUGUCCAGGUAAUGCUGAGGCUCUGGAGCAGUGUGGUCCCUCUCUAGCAGAGAUUCCUGCUGCUCCUCCAUCCUAUCCGUUAAUCUUGGAUCAGGAUCCUGUUCCAGAAGAGCUGGAGUGGGAGGCCUACGUGUCUGACUCGGACUCUGACGGUGAAGACAGAGACUCCUGGUCGGACAUGUUGUCACCGGAGGAGCGGGAGCGGCAGCGGCGGGAGAGGGAGGAGUCUCGCCGCGUCCUGUCGGAGUUGAAAGCGGUGCUGGGCUUCCGUGCGUCGGAGGGAGAGAGGAUGAAGAGGAAGCAGCUGCUCUUCAACGACCAAGCUGCUGUGACGCCGUCAGCUCGCACUGAAGCUUCAGACUCCGCCACAGACCCGUCAGACGCCGUGACUUCUCUGGGAUCGGUAGAAACUCGUGACGAAGAAGGAAACCACCUUUCAGAGCGCCCUGCAGGAAACGGAGGGGAGGAAGGGGAAGGAGAGGACGGCAGGGAGAGUCCUGACCCCUCAGCAGAGCCGCUGACAGAGUUCAGCUGCGGCUCGGAGGCGAGGGGAGGGGAGCCGGGCGGAGCUUCGGUCUGCUCGAGAGGAGGAGGAGGAGCGUCGGAGCUGCAUCAGUACGACGGCGUCUUGGAGGAAGGCGAGGCGCAGAACGGUUUGGACUGUUUCAUGAAGCCGAAAGUCUCCGCCGUGUCUGUGAUGGACAGACUGACGGAGAUCCACGGCUCGGCUGCUCUCAGCUUCAGCUCCGCCAUCGCCGCACAGGUGGCUGCUCGCUCGCAGUCGCUCAUCAGCAUGGAGGAGCAGACGUUCGGGGAUGAAGAGGAGGAGGAAGAGGAAGAGGAGGAGGAGAGGAACAAACAAACCCCUGAGAAAAACUGAACCCUAGCUGCUGUAACGAAGCUCUGAGCAGACACUGUAUUUAUGUCUGAUCGUCCGGGUGUCUCUAUCGAUGGGUCUCGUGUUUCAUCUUCAGUGUUCCUCUUCGUCACCCAUCCGUCCACGUUACUGCUCGUCACCCUCAACUCUUACUGCUCUCUUGCUGUUAAAACUCAGGUACCAGAACCACUAAAGCAAAAUCUGACCCACCAGUGUUUCGGGGUCAGAUGACCAGAAUGUCUGCAGUUUACUCGGUGACAUCCGCGUCGUGUUCGUCGCUCACAAUCGUCCAGCAGGUGGAAACAAAGAUUGUAAAAUAAACAAAACAAGGAAAAGGAAAUGUAGCUUCAUUCAUCAAAACAAACUGACGUCAUCAAUCACUGUGAUCAAAACACUCCAAGCUUUUACUGACGGGACGUUUGAUCGGAGCGGGAGGGAGGGAGGUAUAAAGAGGUGAUGAACAGAUGUGUUCAGACAGAAGGAUCAAAUGUAUCCAAACAGCUCUCCCAAACCGACCAGAGGCUUUAUGAGACUUUCAUUGAGUCCUUUAGCAAGGUAGCUAGCAGCUGGAUGACAUCUCCACUGUUACAGGAAGUCAGUGUGAAGAGUGUGCAGCAAAAGUAACUUAAAUGUAAUAAGAUCGUCAUGAUAUGAGAAUUUAAACUUAAAGCUCCUGUGAGGAGUUUUUGAGUGGUCAUAAAACAGGCUGAAAUAAAGAGCGCUGUCUCUUUAAGACCUACCAAAUCUAAACCAUCAGCAAAGGUUUCCACAGUCUCUUUCUCUUAAUCUUCAAAGCCUGAAACCACUGCGAGGGGGUAGGUGUCAGACAAAGUGAUCGACAGCACGCCACAAAAAAUUCAUUUUAGACUUAUUCUGCAUCAAAUAUUCUUAAUGAGUGUUAAUUACAAGCAGGAGGAGAUUUCAAGUCAGAAACAUAAUUAAUUCUGCAACAAUAGAGGUUUCACUUUGUCCACAGGGGGGGCGCCAAAGUUCCUCACAGGAGCUUUAAUUAUGAUACCACAGAAAUAAAAACAAAACUUUCAGUCAUCUUUGUUUUUAAUGACCUCAAUCCAGAAAAAUGAUUCAUUUGACACAUGGAUAAAUAACGUGUCACUUCCUGUUUUCAUUAGCGGUGCUCGCUUCAUGCUUCAUGUACUGUAACUCAACGACAGUUGCUCUGGGUUGAAACACGACUCUAGAUCUGUUUCUUCAUCCGCUUCGGUGCGUAUUGAUACGAUAACAUAAAAAUAACGCAGAUUGUAUCAUUUAAAGAACGAGGUAUUGUAAAGUAACAAAGUAUCAAGCAUUUUGUUACAUAAUAUUAAAUUAAAAUGUAAAGUAGGAUGCAGUUUUUGUUACUUUAGGAGUACGUUUUUUAUAAUAAAUGCUACAGCUUGAAUACAUCACUACUUUUUAAUCAGUCUUGUUUUCUCUGAAGUGAAGGGAAAGUGUUUUUGUCUGUUAAUUUACAAAAAUGAGAAAGAUAUGCAUCAAAAGAAAGAAGAAGACCCAAACAUGGUCUAAAUAUGAUGCUCAGUAAAAUUACAAACUUUUUACAACUUUUUUAUUUAAGUAAAAUAUUAAAAUCUAUGAAUUGAUUGAUGAUCUAAACAGCUGCUGGUAAAAGUCCUGGAUCUGAUACUGAACUUAAACCGAGUUUGCUGGGGCGCCAUGUCCUCGUCCCAGCCGGCAAUGGUUCAGCUCCCGACCUCGACCCUUGGCUGCAUGUUUCCUGUCUCUCUUCAGCCUUCUGGUCUCAUAAAGGCAGAAAAUGCCCAGAAAAAGAACUAAAGGGUCGCUAUUAAACUGGAGUAGAAGUAUUUCUUGUACUUUCUGCAUAAAAAGGCAGAUUUCAGAACAUCUGUGUCCUAAAAGUUAUUGUUUUGUUUAAAUUUAAGGAGCUGAAACUGCUCCCACACGCUCUCUUCGACUAAACGAUUGUUGCUUUUCACUUCUGUACUUUCUUAAUUUGAAGUUUUGGUCGAUGCAGUGAAAAAGGAUCCGUGCAUUCUGUCUUAACACAUCUGCAGCGUAAGCCUUGAAUCAGCUGACAUCAACCCUCACAGGCAGACGGAUAUGUAAACACACAAAGUUCAAGAGGAGGAAGUCAAACUCUAUUUUUACUACGAGCGCUUUAUUUUUGUCCAAUCCAUCUCUCCGCUGUGACUGGACACGAUGAACGAGCGUCUGCAGAGCGGACAUGCAGCCCAGCCUCCAUUCAUGAUCGCAUUUAGGACUCUUUACUGUAUUAAGAGACGGAGCAGGAGGACUCAUCGAUGACUCGACACUGUAUUGAAUGACUUGUGUGGCAUGAAUUCACUGAACUGUGGCUGUGAGGUUAAAAAAUCAAAUACUUGUACGGGUUAAGUGAAAAAAAAAAGUCUUUCUCUCACGUGAGGGCAAUCUUAAAAAGUCAUGUUUCAUAUGAAGUCGCCAUAAGAUUCCUGAUGUUUGCCUUCACCCCGUCCUCCACCCUCCCUCGUCACCAUGUCUGCCUUGUCCUGACCCUCCUGCACCCUCUCUCUGGGAUGAGGUCUCCCCCCGCCCCCCCCUCCUGCAUUUUCCAAACGUGAAAUAAAAACCGUUCUGAAGUGUU